UUGGGCCACUGUGUGUAUAAACAACAUGGCCAACAACAACAACAACAAUUACGACCACCAAGAAUUAAAGAACAUCCUACUAGUAUGGUUGUUAAAAAACAUGAACCAGUACAAUUAAAUUGUAAAGCUGAUGGUAAUCCACCGCCAAUUAUUGAAUGGUAUAAAGAUAAUGUAAAAGUAGAACCAUCACCAUCAUCAAAUCCAAUGAUAUUAGGUGAUUCAUUAUUCUUUCUACAUGUAAGUGGUGGACGUAAAGGUGACCAUCAUCAUAAUGGUGAUACUGGUACAUAUUAUUGUCUAGCACGUAAUGAAGUUGGUAAAGCUAUAAGUCGUAAUGCAACAUUGGAAAUAGCUUUGUUAAAAGAUGAAUUUCGUGUAUUGCCCAUCAAUACACAAGUAGCACAAGGAAAAACAGUCAUAAUGCAAUGUUCACCACCAAAAGGUCGUCCUGAACCAAAUGUUCAUUGGUUACAUGAUGGACAAAAAAUUUAUAUGGAUUCAGGUCGUUUUCGAUUGGAUGGUACAAAUCUUGUUAUCAAUGAUGUGAUGAAAGAUGAUCAAGGACAAUAUCAAUGUAUUGCAAAAAAUAUGAUUGGCGUACGUGAAUCACCGGCCGUAACGCUCAAAGUAUUAGUUGAACCAUAUUUUAUAAGGCCACCAGAUAGUAUAAAAACAAUGGCCGGUACUGAUAUUAUAUUUCAUUGUCAAGUUGGUGGUGAUCCAAAGCCAGAAAUUUCUUGGCAUAAAAUUGAAGGUGAUAUAGCCAUUGACAAAUCACAAAUCCUCGAAGAUAAAGCGUUAAAAAUACAUCAGGUUAAAAUAUCCGAUGCUGGGACCUAUGUUUGUGAUGCUGAAAAUGCAGCCGGAAAACUAACAAAAUCUGCAACAUUAAUUGUCAAUUCUCAUCCAACAUUGAUAACCAAUCCGAAAACGAUACAAGCAUUAGUGAAUGAUGUAGUACAUAUAGAAUGUAUGGCAAAUGGAAAUCCUGAGCCAUUGUAUUUUUGGCAUAAAGAAAGUGCUCAUCUUCUAAUGUUUCCCGGUCAUCAAUAUGGCAAAUAUAAUUUAUCGAAUGACGGCCGAUUAACCAUCACUAAUCUAGCCAGACAAGAUCAAGGAUAUUAUCUAUGCUCAGCUAUAUCUACUGUUGGUUCAACAAUGUCACGAACAUAUCUAAAAAUAUUGGAUCGAAAUGAUGUGCCUCCACCACGUAUUCGAUUGGGCGCAACCAAUCAAACAUUGCCUUUAGAUACGAAAGCAUUUUUACCAUGUGAAGCAACAUCUUCAUUAUCGGUGAUUUCAAAUAUGAUUGAUGCCGAUCCAAUAACAACUCAAUGGCUAUACAAUCAGAUACCAAUACAUAAUGAUAGCCGUUUCCAAAUCACAAGAACUGGACUACAUAUACAAAAUAUUCAACGUAUCGAUUCCGGUAUUUACACUUGUCUAGCCACCAGUCAAUUGACGGGUAGUUCCACUAGCUGGACAGCACGCCUUUCAGUUGAAUCACCCCGAAAUCCGAAUAUUAAUUUUUCAAAAAUGCCACAUCCAACAAUGUUUCCUGAAGCUCCCACAAAACCAUCGAUUGUCAAUGUUACAGAAACAUCAAUAACAUUAAGAUGGCAACGUAGCACCAGCAUAAGUAAUAGUGGCUCAUCUGCAGCUACACAUCUUGGUACAACAAUUGAAGCUUAUAGUCCAGAUUUUCGUAAUCAGGGUUGGUUUUCCGUUGCCAAUCGAAUUGUUGCCGAUAUAUUCACUGUAAAAAAUUUACGUCCAAAUACACGUUAUAUAUUCUAUGUUCGUGCACAGAACAUACAUGGAAUGGGUUUGCCUAGUGAUGUAUCCGAUGAAGUUCAUACGACAGAUCAUCAGAAAUUAUCAUCAUCACCGAUGAAUGAAGAGAUGAUUAUCGCUCAAGCUCGUACAAUAUUGAAUAAUAUACAAAUUAAAUUACGCGAUGCUCGUUCCAUAUCUUCUACAUCAAUCAAAUUGUUCUGGAAUGUUGUUGGAAAUGGAGAUUUUAUCGAUGGCUAUUAUAUUCGAUUUGAAAAUAUUGACAAUAUCAAUGAUCAAUUAUCAUCAUCAUCAUCAGUGAAUGGAGCUAAAUUCAAUAUGGUAACCGUUUUUGGUGGAUCAACAUAUACAUAUAACAUACAAGAUCUAAAUAAAUAUACGACAUAUCGAUUCUUUGUUAUGCCAUUUUUUCGAAAUGUUGAAGGCCGUCCAAGUAAUAUCGUCAUUGAACGUACUUAUGAAGAUAGACCAUCAGCACCACCAUAUUCAAUAACAGCCAAAGUAAUCAAUUCUACGUCGGCCAUCGUUGAAUGGUUACCACCAAUCGAUCAAAAUCGAAAUGGAAUCAUAUUAGGCUAUUAUUUACAGAUUUUUGAAAAUAAUAGCUAUCUAUACGCAAAUCUUUCUUUAGAUUCGACAUUCAAUUCUAUUGCUCUUCAUAAUCUAACCAUUGGUUCAAUAUAUUCUAUACAAAUGUCAGCAUUUACGUCGAUUGGUAAUGGUCCACUUAGUUUGCCUAUUUAUUUGAGUAUGGAUGGUGACAACAGUUAUAAUGGCCAAAUUGGUUAUAAUGGAUCAUCAGAUAGCGAGAACAAUCAAAACGAAUAUCUAUUAUCACCAAUAUUCUGGGCAUAUGUUAUCGCUAUUCUUAUGGCAAUCAUUCUAUUUAUUUUAGCCGUACGAUUAGUAUUAUUUUAUUCAAAUCGAAAGAAUAGUGUUAAAUCAAUCUAUGAAAAAGCGGAUGAAAAUUUUAGCGAAAAUUUUGCCAAAUACGAUACAAGUAAUAGUUCGAGUAAAUAUUCCAGUUGUCCAGAUAAUAAUGAAUAUGCAGAAGUGAAUGAUUUUAAACAUUAUGGUCAACCACUACAACAACAACAACAAAAACAUCAACACGGUGAUGACAAUAUAAAUGCUGAACCAUAUGCAAUGACACCUUUGAUUGAAAAAUCAAUCAAUAAACAACAACAGCAACAACAUUAUGAUAAUAUAACAUCGUUUAAACCGAAACAAACAAACAAUUUAAUAAAUAAUGAUUCAUUCAGUGAAUCACCAUUACUAAAUACAAAUCAUCAUAAUCAUCAUCAUUUAACAACGACGGAUAUGAUACAUCCAUUGAAUGGUCGACAGCCAGUUCUUGUUACCCAUUUAAAUGGUAAUGGUAAAUGUCAAACAUCAUUUCAAAAAAUGAUAAUGAUGACGACAAUGAAUGAUCAUCAUCAUCAUCAUCAUCAAUCCUCAACACAACCAUUAUCAUCAUCAUCAAGAACUACAAAUGUUGGCUUCAAUAUGUUCAAUACAGAUUUUGAUGCUACCUCAAACAUUAGAACCAAUAAAUUUACCGACAAUAAUAAUGAUGACGAUAAUGAUGAUGAUGAUAAUGGUGGUGUUGAUAAUGAUCAAAGGAUACAAUUUGUACAUGAAAUUCAAAAACAAAAACAACAAAAUAGUCUACCAUCGGGUAGAUCGAUUCCAUUCUUAUAUCGAAAUGAUUUAGAUUCAUUACCAAUUGGUUAUAGCCGAAACGAUGGUCGCAAUCAAUUGAUGACAUUCAAUCAACCACCAUCAUCACAUCAUUCACCUAUCAAUAAUGGCCACAUAUUAUCAUCAUCCGUUGCACGAAUCAUAAAUAACCCCAUAUCAUCAUCAUAUGAUUCUGGUUCCGAUUGUUCAUCAUCGAAUGGUAAUAAUAAUAACAAAAAUUAUAAUUCAAAUCAUUAUUAUGCAUCAAGUGAAAUUAUUGGUAGUGGUGGUGGUGGUGGCUUACAAUCAACGACACUCAAUGAUUCAACUUCUUCUCAUUCCAGUUCGUUGGCUAGUAAAACAACUGGUCCAUUAUUAUAUAAUUGUGAUAACCAAUAUGAUCCUCAUUAUCAUCAUCAACAACAACAACAACAACAACAACAUGCAAAUGAUUCGAAUAUGAACAAUAUACAUGAUCAGAUGGCCAAGAAUAGAAUUCAUAAUAAAAAACGUAAUAAACGUAAAACGACUAUUAGGAAUGAAUGAUGUUAAUAUCUCUGUUGUGUUUUUGCGAUGAAUGCUUCCAUUCUUGUACAUUUUUUUUCUAAAAUCAAUUAAUUUAUUAAUAAUUGAUUGUUGACCACUCUA
Molecule: messenger RNA, 4122 nt
Organism: Dermatophagoides farinae (American house dust mite)
Lineage: Eukaryota; Metazoa; Arthropoda; Arachnida; Sarcoptiformes; Pyroglyphidae
Source: RefSeq, a predicted model, not a curated record